CGUUUCUCUACCAUCAAGUUUCAACACUAUCCGGAAAUGUAGGGAUGUUUUAAAGGUAAUGUAGGGAUGUUUCUAAGCUACUAGAAUGCAAUAAAGUUAACUCGAGGUGACUACUACUGAUCCUAAUGGCAGUGUUAUCAACAGGCCAUGUAAUGCAUACAGUGCAAUACAGGACACUGUGUUCUGUACAAUGUGUGCAACAGCAUGUGUGCCUUGGUUGAGUAAUACAGUAGCCUAUAAUGUAAUUUGAGCAUUUAGUAUAGUAUACACCUGUUAUAAAACCUUAAAGAAAAUUUUACACUUCAAAAAUAAGUCACUGCAGGUUAUAAGGGCUGUAGAUAAUUUUUCUUUUUUACAAACUCUAAACUAAAGUCCAAUUUCAUGAAUACAACUUCGAAAUGCUAUAGAUAAAUCAUCAGAUGUAAUUAUUUAUUUUUUCUUUAACUAAACUAACAAAAUCCUUAUGACCACCUGCUUAACACCGUGGCCAGACUAUCAGCAGUGUAACAUUACUGAAAUAAUAAAGCUGUUAACCAUGGCUGUAACAGCGGAUCACUGCAAACCAAAUUAUAUAUUAUGUACUAGAGCAUGUCUAUCCUAAAAAUGCAAAUUACACAACACAUGCAAAUUUUCAUCACCAGAUGUGAAUAGCCGUGAAAGUGUUUCCAUAAGACACAGUGUGUUAAACUUGGAUAAUUUAGCAAACUUCAGAAUCAGUUGAGUUUGAGUCGAUGACUUAACAAUACGAUUGACUGAAAAGCUCAACAUCCAAAUUAUACCAGAAUGGACAAUAAGAACAUGUCAUAACACUUUCCAAAUGCAGGAAUGGUCGCUUUAUCUGCCAGCACUGUGGCAGGCUCCUUGUCCAUUUCGAGAGGCUACUAGCUCUUUACACAAGAGAGUAAUGUACUUGAUAAAUGGCUCAUAUCGGCCAAUUCACAUUAGUUGUUGGAGUGGAGCACUACUAGUCUUCAUAGAUGGACUGAUGGCUCACAAUCAAGCAUGAAAUAGACCCAGCUAACUAAUGAUGCAAUGUGAGAAUUAGCAGCUAAUGGCCUAAAGUGAUGAAAGACAUUAAAUGAGAGUGCUUAAGAAUGUUAACAUUGAAGGGUAAAUGUUGAAGUGUUUUUGCAGGAGGAGCUUGGUAUACUGAAAUAACAGAUGUAAAAGGACUUUCUAUAUUUUAUUUUUGGUAAAUCUAGAGUGGUUGUUGUCUGGCAUUUCUAUCCAAGAUAACGCUUUAUUAUUCCCAAUGGUUUAAUUGGUAAAAUAUAUUUGUUUCAGCGUUGGCUGAACCCUUUCUGGUUGAAUUCAUUUUAGAAGUGGGUGUUAUUUUAUCUUUAUGUUGGUCCAGACCUUCUUUUUUUUUUACAGUCAAUGGUUCAGAGUCUGAACCAUAGACCGUAUAUUAUUGAUAUUAUUAAUAUUGAUAUUAUUAAUAUUAACGGUCUAUGGUCUGAACCAAAAAAAACUGAAGUUGGAGUCAAAACAAAAGAUAUGGCUCAAUAGUGAUUGGCGGGUACGAGCGUAGCGCGUACUCGAUGUGUCUUGCUCUCGUUGCCACUUCACCCAUUCACAUGUAAAUGAACCGUGAUAUAUACCUAGUACAUGCCCCCUCGGAGCAGCAUUAAGGAGCCCAGUCUCUCUGCAAGCUUUGUUGGCCGCUGGGAUCGCCCGGCCAUCUGUCCCAUUGACAAACUGUAACGGCUCUUUGGAUUACACAUCAACCUCCAGUCCAGUGGGUUUCUGGCAGCGCCUGGGUUAAACUUUAACAACAUGGCCCCCAUCAGUAACAACACACACGGAACGGACAGAGGUGAUAACUGCAGUGGAAUCAAAUCUGACAGAAAGAUGAGGAAACCUCUGGUCGAGAAGAAAAGAAGGGCUCGCAUCAAUGAAAGUUUACAAGAACUAAGAGUUCUCGUGGCGGAUGCAGACUUGCAAUCAAAGAUGGAGAAUGCCGAAGUGCUGGAGAUGACAGUGAAACGUGUGGAGAGCAUUCUGCAAAACCGGGCUCAAGAAGUGGACGCCGUGAACCGGGAGGCCUGUGAGCGUUUUGCUGCAGGCUACAUCCAGUGUAUGCAUGACGUUCACACUUUUGUGUCCAACUGCCCGGGAAUUGACCCAACAUUAUCCGCGGAGCUGUUGAACCACCUUCUGGAGAGCAUGCCCCUAAACGACGAAGACCGCCUCCGGGUGAUGCUGCCGGACACGUUGACAGAGUGCCCGUCUGAGAGCAUGUACACGGCUCUAGUGUCCCCGGCCCCCUCCACCACCUCCACCGAUGACCUCUGCUCUGACCUGGAUGAGACGGACUCAGAGCAAAGUCAUGUUUCUUCUUCAGAGGAGGCUGAAAGCCAGGAUGUAUUGUGCUUGCCUUCCAUAACUUACUCCAAGUCAAUGUGGAGACCAUGGUAGAUUGUUUAAAAAAAAAAAAAGGAAUAGCAUGUUUUAACUUACGCUAGAUGAUUUAAUGCUUUGUGUUAUGUUGUAGGGAGUAGGCCUCAGUACAUGCCAACAACACUGCUGAGAUGACAACUCUGCAACGUAUUGAAAAGCGUCUGAGAAGCUCUUUGUAUAAUUAUUUGGGAACUACCAUUAAACUAAAUGUAUUUAAUAAAUAAAAUAUGUAAUUAAAUCUGUUUUGCAGAGGUCAGGGACUUGUAGGGUCUUCAUUUGGAAGUGUUUUGGCCCUGCCUUCAGUGAAGGGGUAAAUGCAUAUGUAAAUAUUUACUUGUUGAAUAUGACUGGGCUGUUAUAGCUGCCCCACUAGAAAUGUAUUGUUAGUUGUGUGUAAAUUAUUUGUAUUUAGGAUGUUUUUAACCUUGUAUUUAUAAGUGUCCAACGACGUUUAGUAGGCUACCUCAUCUGAUUUGCCUAAGUUUCAACUUUUCAAUAAAUAUCUUUUUGACUUU
Molecule: messenger RNA, 2915 nt
Organism: Etheostoma spectabile (orangethroat darter)
Lineage: Eukaryota; Metazoa; Chordata; Actinopteri; Perciformes; Percidae
Gene: hes6
Product: hes family bHLH transcription factor 6
Exons: 4
Coding region: 1777-2418 (213 amino acids)
Biological process (GO): regulation of DNA-templated transcription
Molecular function (GO): protein dimerization activity; DNA binding
Source: RefSeq, a predicted model, not a curated record